AGUCUGUGCCUGUGCCUAAGCUAUUUUUAUCUCAGACGCCGGAUUGCGCGCGCGCGUCUCCUCAAUAUUAUAUUGAUAAACUUAAAGUACAAUCAAUUUGUUUCUUGAAUGCAUUCGUAUCUUGUAUGUUGUGAUAUUCAUGUGUUGUGGCAGGAUGAAUCAAGUUUAACAAACACUGUAAGUAAGUCUAUGAUGCAGUAACGACUUGUCGACUAUCGGAAAACAUUCAAAAAAAUAUAUUUCGUAAAGAUUACAAUGGCGUUGAAUCGAGAAAAGGCUGCUCAGCAGGCUAAAAACAACCGCCUCAUCAUUGCCGUAUGGGAGAAUAAAGAAGUGAAACAGAAGAUAGAAAAUGUAAAAAAGAUUUUACUCAGUGGCGCGGAUGUAAAUGCUGCGAGCGCAAACCUUAAACACAACGCUUUACAAAUCGCCGUCAAAAAAGCUGAAAUAGAUGUAAUUAAAUUGCUCUUAGAACAUGGUGCUGACGUCACUCGUACCAAAGGUUUAGACAAAAAUGCCUUAGACAUCGCUCAAACACUGCAGGGUGAUAUAGGGCAAGAAAUUACGACCUUACUAGAGGAACAUGCAAAAAAAAUACAACUGGCAACACCUGGAGAACCAGAAUCUGAUUCGGAAGAUAACAAACCUGUUCAACCUGUGGACGCACUUGGAUCAAAAUAUUUUUUAAUGCAAGACAAAAAUACCGGCGUUAGAGGACAUUUAUACGAAACCAAGUUAUUAUGCUUAAGUCUACUUAGAGCUGCCAAUGACGAGGAUAUAGAAUCUUAUUAUCUAGCAUCAAACAUGGCUGGAAUCGGUGUUUUUGACGAUAUCUGUUUCAAGUACAACGUCAAGGGCCGUGAAAAGUCAAUAAGAUUAUUUUUGCAGGCUAAACACCGCGAUUUGCCUAAAAAAGGUAGACUAACUUUAGAAGACGUAUUGAAACCAGACAGUGAAUUGGGCUUAGCAAACUGCUUCGAUAGUUAUCUACAAAUAAAAAAGAAGUUCGUUCCAGCCAGUGGUCAUCCUAUAUUUGGAGAAAGCUAUCACAACGUUGAAUUAAAUUUUAUAGUCUACACAUCAGGCGAAGAAAGCUUUAAUCGCAAACUGAUCGGUAGGAACGAAAGGAGCCCGAAAAUUCACAAGUUAAUUUAUACCGGUGGAAAGAAGUCUAUAUUUCAAUUUGAUUAUAACGAUGAUUACAUUUAUUGCAUUACUAGAGAUGUUCAAAGAAUGCGGAUUAAACUAUUGGCAGUCAACUUUAUUGAAUUUAUUUUGGGAGAAAAAGAUAAGUACAAACACAUGCUUGAAGACGAGCUCAUAAGAAAAUAUCAUUGCGUUUUAGAACAAACAGCUGUACGAUUGUGCAAAGUUGAAAAAAACCAUAUUGAAGCAAAGUUUCGUCCAGAAUUAUUUCGUAAUACCGACCCGUUUACUGUACUUCUUAAGGAGGAACUAUGUAAAGUAAUCAUAGAAAAAAACUGCGUUAAACCAACUAAAACAAAAGAAGGAAUUGUAAACGAAUUCAAACGAUUGCCAAGAGAACCAUCAAGUUCUGCGCUUAGCCCAUUUAUUGGUACAGUUAUCAACUACGAUGUCAAAAAUAAUAAACUUAAAGUACUAGAAAAUGUGGCAAAACGGGGAUUGAAAUCAAAUGAUAUUAAACAAUUAAACGAACAUUUGAAACAAAUACACGCAAAUCCCACGGUUAUCGCCGAAGCCAUCACGAAGGCGGGUGAAAACAAACUUCUAACAACUGAGUUCAAACUUCCACCGUCAUUUGGAAAUAUUGAUAUUACAAUGAAAGAUUCUAGAAUCACUUAUUUAGUUUCAGUGUUUAAAGAUUUGUUUCAAAUAAACAGAGACAAGGGAGAGAUAGAAAUAAACGAAACUGACAUAGGCAAAAACUUAUCAAGUUCAACAACACUGACUGAAGGGUUUAUAGCUCAUAAUGGUGGGAUUGCAAGCGCUGUUGGGAAUUUGUUACUUUAUGAUAAAAACAAAAAUGUGCUGAAGUUCAACACGGCAAGACCACUAUUUGAGAAAGCUUAUAAAUUAUUGGUAGAAUUGGAAAAAGUUAUACCUGAAGGUAAAAAAUUAGAUGAUUAUGUUAUAAAAGUAAAUACAUACAAUUUUCCCAGAGCUAGGUUUUCAAAUGAUGAAUAUGACACUACACAGGCUAAGUGCUUCCUUAAUAGAUUGUGGUUUUAUUGCAACCAGGGCAAAGAAGAUGAAGUCGAAAAAUCUGUAAAGACUGAAAUAGAUAAAUUCUAUAACGAACACAGAUUUCAAACGUCCUUCAGGUUCCGUACACACAUCGAUAGUAUUUUUUCAAAAUUUCACAGUGAACUGCAGAAGUGGUGGAUGGUGUCGGCUGAGAAUUCAAUGGCGUCUUACCUUACAAGUGACAGUAAUAUUUUUCGCAUCGCGCAAGAGGGCGUUGACAGUCCACUCUUAACGCUACAUCAUGAGAUGUACUUAGGUGCUGUAAAAAAAUUAGGAAUUGAGUUUACAUCCGAGGCUGUUAAAAAGCUGCGGCUAGAUGAUUGUGCAGAGAAAAUUAUCAACAUUAAAACUGACAAUGACAUACUGACUGCGAUCAAAAUACACCAACAUUACAAGAACCAGAACAACUACACUUUUAUGGAUUUGUAUUAUAUGUUGGGUUUGCCUGCGGAAGAUCGCAACGUCAUAUUAGGCGAACUCAAAUUAACAAGCAUGGAAAUUUUAAUACUCAUGUGUGGGCGUCCUCGAAUAGAAACAUCUGACAUCGGAGAUUUUAGUCUUAUUUUAAAUAUGUUUAAAGGAAAUAAAAUAAUAAUUGUGACUACGAAUGUAAAAGAUUCUGACGUAAAAAUUCGAAUUCCAGAUAAUCAUUCCACAAUCAAUGAUGAUAUGACUAACUUGAUACAUUUUGAAGAAAACUCGAUGAAAAAAAUUGCUGAAGAGAUUACAGUAACAUUUCAGGAUGAAGAAAUUUGUCUUGAAUCUUUGUUAGACGAAAACAUUUUGAAAAAAAUUAAUGCGAAAAUAUUAUCAAAGGUAAUGGACGACGAGCGAAUAGAAAUAGGAAAACCAUUGAUGAACAAACAAUACGAAAAAAUCAAAGAUAUAUACAUGCCUAGACGUCUGAUAAAGAAUGCCAGGGAUGAUUAUCCUGUAAAUAAUUUAGAUGACGUUGAAGACAAAGUGGUCCUCAUAAUUAGCAAGCACGGUACAGGCAAGUCUACAUUACUGACGCACCUCGCUCUUGAAAACAAAAAAGUCAAUCCCACAAAGUGGAUAAUCCGCAUCAACCUGGCAGAAUUUCAGGAUGAUUUCUACGCGUGGCAAACAAGUAGAAUCAACAUUAAUAAAAUCAAUGCUGUGAAACUCUUGUGUGUGAAAUCAUUGAAACAUGUUAAUAAUAAAACAUAUUUCCAACUUGUUGAGCGAGGUGGGGAAAUUACUUUGGAUACUUAUUCCGCCAACAUAUUGGACGGAGCCAUUUUGUUGGAACUAGAAUUAUUUCUACAUUAUUACAAUAACCGUAAAAUGAUUUUUCUCUUUUACGGAUUUGAUUACGUUUGUCCACCUUUCGGAGUUGAAGCUAUAAAACUGUUAAAAAAUAUAAAAUCAGAUGAUAUCCCCAUGUGGAUAGCAUGUCAUUCUGUCGGCCUUCCAAUGACAUUAUUAGAAGCUGAAUUCGGCACUUCAUACCAAUUGCAACCAAUAGAUGAAACGGGUCAAAUGGGUUUCUUCUAUAAAUUCUGGAAAACGAACCUUCAGCUAGAAAAAAUAAACACUGAACUUUUCAGUAACAUCUCAGGACUAUUCGAGCUUAUGUCUGGAAAACACAAUCUGUCAGACGUUGGUGAACAAAAGCGUAUGUUUAUGCCAUGGGUUAGUAUGCCUCUACACAUAUUGUACUUGCUCGCAAUUGAUUUCUUUCAAACUGAAUUCAGUACUUUAUCAUUUGCUGAUAUAAAAAAGAAACUCAAGCAACAUCUGGAUAUAGAUUUGAACAAAGGCUCCAAGAUAGGCUCGUACAUGGACCAGACUCCGGAGGAGGAGCAGGCGGCUGAGCUAGCGGGCACUCCGCUUCACAUGUAUGUAGUGGCAAACUAUUUCGAGUGCAAAAUCAAAGGGCGACUACAAAUUGAACCGAAUGUCCCUGAGUUAAAAAAAAAAUGCGACUUUUGGCAGGAUGCGUUACAUUUAUAUGAAAAAUUUUUGAAGCAUAACAUGGAUAAGGUGUUGCUACAAACCCAUGAUAUUGAAAUAGACGAAGAUGAAGAAGUGGAGAAACGCAGAGAAUUCUUCGAGAGGCACAAGAAGUUAGCCCUCUUAGCCAUUUGCAAAGAGGAGGACCUAUGCAAACUGCUGCCCGCAGACGAGAUCGACGAAUUAAAAGGUACGAUGGCUCGGAUACAGAGCGGCGAGGAGAAGUCCGCACUCGUCGACUGUGUCCUGGAUAAUGUGCCCAGGUUCUUUCACCUAAUGUACGCAGAAUAUUGUGGCGUCGAGUUUUUGACUGAUAUUAUUAAAUGCGCUAAACUAGACUCCACAGAUGGCGCAAGAUUUUCACUAAUUUGGGACUUUAUUGUCAAUAUUUUUCUAUACACAUGUCCAGUGUCAGUGCGGUCCGCCUUCGAUUAUAAACUAAGCAACGAUCCACAAUUAGCCGAGAUCACCACCAGUGAUAAAUUCAAGAACGUGAUGUUUGAACUACUACUGAAACAAAACGGCGAUGCACGCGCAGGGUCUUCCAAGGGGCAAAAUCCCCUCCAUAUGGCUGUCGAUUCUGGCAUGAACAACUUUGUAAAAGUGCUCUUGAUGAGUAUAGAGACGAACCUUACUCAGAACAACGUGCAACAAUUCCUGAAAGUAAUGAAAACCCUCGACAUAUUUUGUUUGUUACUAAAUUUAGCAGGUGAGAAGGCGCCGAACAAUAUUAGUAAAUUUUUUACAGACAUGAAUCUUGAUAGAGUCGUUGAUGUGAUAAAAUCGGAACACACAGUUGAACUGCCGUUGAGCCUGAUGUCGUUCUUUGUAAAACCCAGCGUCGUGGACAGCACACGGGCAGCGCUCACCAGGACCCGACAGCACCUUGUAGAUAAGGCCGCUGAGAGAUUUGGACUAACUCAUGAUAAUAUUGAACUCUUUCGGAGGUUGGCAGAAACCUUCAAGCGCUUUGACGAUGACCAAUAAAAUUAAUGUCAAACAUAUCAUAAAACAAGAUGGACGUCAUUAAAUCUUCUACAAAGUGUUCCCUUACUGAAUGUACACGUAAUGCCAUGGAUAGAAAGAGAUAAGGAAGUUCGCAAAAGUCUCAACCAAUUUUUCAGACAGUCCAUAACCACGACCACUCUGCCAGGUGUGUGAUUGAGAAGAAUAUAAUAAAAGGUUGAAACAAAUUGUUUCUGGAAUAUUCUUAAGCUUGAGUUAUGUGCCGCCCCCAUAUUUGUACUUACCUUUUUAGAGAAAA
Molecule: messenger RNA, 5467 nt
Organism: Manduca sexta (tobacco hornworm)
Lineage: Eukaryota; Metazoa; Arthropoda; Insecta; Lepidoptera; Sphingidae
Exons: 2
Coding region: 256-5190 (1644 amino acids)
Molecular function (GO): protein binding
Source: RefSeq, a predicted model, not a curated record